Acinonyx jubatus (cheetah) is the source of this 8630-nucleotide messenger RNA. Its product is annotated as unconventional myosin-XVB. The annotation marks the transcript as partial. Gene Ontology annotation, molecular function: protein binding; cytoskeletal motor activity; ATP binding. Lineage: Eukaryota; Metazoa; Chordata; Mammalia; Carnivora; Felidae. Gene Ontology annotation, cellular component: cytoskeleton; myosin complex. The record is from RefSeq and is a predicted model, not a curated record. The transcript has 64 exons.
CCAGAGUGCGUCUCCCGGAGCUCGAGGGCUUCUCGGGACCCCAGGCUGGCCCGGGACACAAGAAACAGCGAGGCGCGGGCGGAGGCUGAGUCGCAGGGCGCCGAGCCGGGAAGAGCCGAGGCCUCCGGGACUCGGCGCCUCCAGGUCGGAAAGGCGGUGGGGGAGGUGCAAGUGGCGGCAGGUGAGAGCGAAUCUGGGGCUGGAGGGGGAGACGGGCCCCGGGACCCAGCGCCGCUGGCCGCCCUCGUGGCGCUCCGCAGGCUCCGCGCGAAAUCGCCGGCAGGCCCCGCUCCCCAGGCCGCCGCUUCGGUUCCCCGCCGCGCCGGCCUUAAAGAGCGGCUGCGGCGCGUGGCGCGCGCCCUGGGUCUGCUGCGGUGGCUUUGGCUGCGGCUGCGGCGGCCGGAGGGCGAGGGCCGGGGGACGGGGUCGCGGGCGGCCGGGGGGCGGGGCCGCAGGCCGGGACCGAGGCGCCGUCUAGCGCUGCGCCUGGCGGGCGUAGCGAGACUGGGGGCGCGGCUCAGGCCUCCCCCUGGCGGCGGCUCGAGCUCCCCACAGCCUUCGAAGAGCCCAGCUCCCGAGGACCCUUCUGAGGAUGAGGACCGGACUCCGGAUCCCAAGUUCGCGGUCGUGUUCCCCAGGAUGCACAGGACCGGGAGGGAGUCGAGCAGUCGGAGCUCAGAGGAAGCGUCCGCGGACGCCCCAGCCCGGGGGGGACGCGUUUGGCCUUGUGAAGGGGCUUCGGGGGACAGGGAGGGGCGCAGGGCGAGUGGAGAAAGUGUGGCCGGGCCCCGCCGGGGCUCUCUCCUCGGCCCUGCUCCCCGCGACGAGUCCCCACUGGACGAGAGCGGCUCCAGCAGUGAAGCGCGGCCGGAAACCUUGGAGGCCGAGGCUCCGGUCCACUGGACUCAGAGCUCAGAACCCCGCGAGGACCCCGGACUUGACACCGACGGCGCGCUGCUGCCUCGACUCACCUUGGAGACCCACCUGCGGUGGGAGAGAAGCCCGGGCCCCUGCGGGCCUCCGAGGGGGCGGUGGGUGCCAGACGAUGAGGCUGAGGAGGCGCUGGAGAGGGACCUGGAGCUGAGCCUCGGGCCGGGCCUGGAGGUACCGCCCUCCCUGGGAGCGGAGGGCAGGAGCCUUGCGGAAGGCCUGGAAGACACGGACGACCUGGCUCGGCUGCGACCAGUGUGUAACAGCUCUGUGCUGCUGUGCCUCAAGAAGAGGUUUCACCUGGGCCGAAUCUACACAUUUGGGGGACCCUUUCUGCUCUCCCUGAACCCCCGCCGGCCCCUGCCUCUCUUCUCAGCUGAGGUCCUGGCCAGCUACCACCCCAAGAAGGCCCUUAACACCACCCCACAUAUCUUCGCCAUCGUGGCGUCAGCCUAUCGCUUGUCUCAGAGCACUGGGCAGGGCACAUGCAUUCUCCUCGGUGGGCACAGUGGCUCAGGGAAGACAGAAGCUGCCAAAAAGAUUGUGCAAUUCCUAAGCAGCCUGGAGCAGGAGCAAACAAGGGACAGAAGAUGUCAGCUGGACGGUGUGCUGCUGAUGCUUCGCAGCUUUGGCCACGCCAAAACAGUCCUCAAUGCAAACGCCAGUCGCUUUGGCCAGGUCUUGCGUCUCUGCCUGCAGCGUGGGGUCAUCGUGGGAGCUUCUGUGUCACAUUAUCUGCUGGAGGCCUCGAGGGUGGUGUUUCAGGCCCAGGCUGAGCGGAGCUUCCAUGUUUUCUACGAGUUGCUGGCGGGGCUGGACCCUGUGGCACGGGAGCAGCUCUCCCUACAGGGGCCAGAGACCUACUACUACCUGAACCAGGGCCAGGCCUGCAGGCUCCAGGGCAAGGAUGAUGCCCAGGACUUCGAAGGACUUCUGAAGGCCCUGCAGGUGCUGGUCACGCGCCCUGAGGAGCUGACCGCAGCCUGGGCCAUGCUGGCCGCCAUCCUGCAGCUGGGCAACGUCUGCUUCUCCUCUUCAGAGCGGGAGUCCCAGGAGGUGGCUGCUGUGUCCAGCUGGGCCGAGAUCCACACGGCAGCCCGGCUGCUGCUGGUGCCACCAGAGCGCCUGGAGGGGGCUGUCACCAGGAAGGUCACGGAGACAGCCUAUGGCUGGGUCUGCAGAUCUCUGCCGGUGGAAAGCGCCAUUGAUGCCAGGGACGCCCUGGCCAAGGCCCUGUAUUCACGGCUUUUCACUUGGCUUCUGGGGAGGACCAACGCGCAGCUGGCACCACCCAGGGAGGGAGAGAGCAUGGACACCGUCACCGUCGUGGACGUCUAUGGCUUUGAGGCCCUGCGGGUGAAUGGCCUGGAACAGCUGUGCAAUAACCUUGCCAGCGAGCGCCUGCAGCUCUUCACCAGGAAGACGCUGCUGGCCCAGGAGGAGGAGGCCUGUCAGCGAGAGUUGCUGCCCUGGGUGCCCGUUCCCCAGCCUGUGAGGGAGACCUGCCUGGACCUCCUCGUAGACCAGCCCCACAGCCUCCUGAGUAUCCUGGAUGCCCAGACAUGGCUGUCCCAGGCCACAGACCACACCUUCCUCCAGAAGUGCCACUAUCACCAUGGCAGUCACCCCUGCUAUGCCAAGCCCCAGCUGCCCCUUCCUAUCUUCACCGUGAGGCAUUACGCUGGGACCGUCACCUACCAGGUUCACAAGUUUGUGGACAGAAACCGGGAUCAUCUUGACCCUGCCGUGGUGGAAAUGCUUGCUCAGAGCCAGCUCCAGCUGGUGGGCAGCCUGUUCCGGGAAGCAGAGUCCCGGUCCGGGGAUGGGCGAGGCAAACCCACGCUGGCGUCUCGCUUCCAGCAUUCUCUGGAGGACCUCCUAGCCCAGUUGGGCAGGAGCCAUGUCUAUUUCAUCCAGUGCCUCAACCCCAACCCGGGAAAGCUUCCGGGUCUCUUUGAUGUAGAACACGUGGCAGAGCAGCUGCUCCAGGCAGGCAUCCUGGAGGCAGUGUGUACCCGCAGUGCCAACUUUCCUGUGCGUGUGCCCUUCCAGGCUUUCUUGGCCAGGUUCCGGGCCCUGGGGACAGAGGGGCAGGGAGAGUCCUCAGACCGGGAGAGGUGUGGCGCCAUCCUGAGCCAGGUGCUGGGGGCUGAGUCGCCCCUCUGUCGCCUGGGAGCCACCCAGGUCCUGCUGCGGGAGUCCGGCUGGCGGCAGCUGGAGUGGCACUGGGCCCGGCGACGCUCCCAGGCCCUGCUCGCCCUGCACCGCAGCCUGCGCGCGUGCAUCUCUCGCCAGCGCCUCCGCCUCCUCCUCCUGCCGCGGAUGCAGGCGCGCGUGCGAGGGCUCCAGGCCAGGAAGCGGUACCUCCGGCGGCGGGCGGCUCUGGGACAGCUGAACACCAUCCUGCUGGUGGCCCGUCCCCUGCUCUGGAGGUGGCAGAGACGGCAGCUUGGGCAUUGGCGUGGUUGGCACAGCAGGAGGACCUCCGAGAAAGCUCCAAGCAUGGAGCUGGGACGCUUGGAGAUCCCGGCUGAGCUGGCCGUCAUGCUGAAGGUGGCAGAAGGCCGUCAACAUGUUUUGGCUGAUAGCAUCACUGAGUCGAUGCCCCCGGAAGUGCCUGUCCGGCCCAAGCUGACCCUCCCCCCCGACAUUGACCAGUUUCUGUUCUCCAGCUUCAUAUCCAUUAGCUUUCAGGAGCCAUCCCUGCCCCACCCUGGGCAGCCACUGACCAAGCCCCUGACCCGGCUGGUCGGGGAGAACCCUCAGCAUGCCCUGGAUAUCAACAAGGUGCUGCUGCGGCUCCUGGGGGACGGGUCCCUGCCCUCCUGGCAGGAGCAGACCAUGGGCGAAUACCUGGUGCGACAGGGGCAGCGCCGACCAGGGCUGCGGGACGAGAUCUUCAGCCAGCUCGUGGCCCAGAUCUGGCACAACCCGGACGAGCAGCAGAGCCAGCGCAGCUGGGCCCUCAUGGCCAUGCUGCUCAGCGCCUUUCCCCCAAUGCCCACCCUGCAGAAGCCGCUGCUCAAGUUUGUGUCCGACCAGGCCCCCACAGGCAUGGCAGCACUGUGCCAGCACAAACUCCUGGGGGCCCUGGAGCAGACGCGGCUGGCCCCCGGGAUGGCACGCGCCCACCCGCCCACCCAGCUCGAGUGGACAGCCGGACGGCGGCGGGGCCGCAUGGCACUGGACGUCUUUACGUUCAAUGAGGAGUGCUACUCAGCCGAGGUGGAGUCCUGGACCACGGGGGAGCAGUUCGCUGGGUCUAUUCUGCAGAGCAGAGGCCUGGAGGUGCCCCCCCGUGGCUGGUCCGUGUCACUGCACUCCAGGGAUUCCUGGCAGGAUUUGGCUGGCUGUGACUUCGUGCUGGACCUCAUCGGCCAGACUGAGGACCUGGGGGACCCCGUCAGUCCUCGCAGCUACCCCAUUGCCCCCCGUGGCUUACCUGAGGACAUCCCCCCUGCCCCUGGCAUCCAGGCCCCCUCACUGCCCCCAGAUCCACCUCCGGGUCCGCCCCCAACACUGUCCAGCAGGAGCCACACAGCCGAGUCUCAGGUCUCAGGGAGUCUGGAUGGCUUCCUGGACCACCUCUUCGAGCCGGUCCUCUCCCCAGGCCGCAGCGAUCUGGAGCAAGGCUGGGCUCUGAGCAGCCGCAUGAAGGGAGGGGGCGCCAUUGGGCCCAUGCAACAAGGCAGCUACCCCAUGGUUUACCCAGGGAUGAUGCAGAUGCCCGGAUACCAGCCGGCCAUGAUGCCUGCAGCCAUGCCCAUGAUGCCGGCGGUGGGCGCAGUCCCUGCCAUGCCAGCCAUGGUGGUGCCGCAGCAGCCACAGCCGCAGCCCCUGCUUCCCGGUGUGGACCCGAGGCAGCUGGCGGCCCAGCAGCAGAACUUCAUCAACCAGCAGGCGCUGAUCCUGGCCCAGCAGAUGACUACCCAGGCCAUGACCCUGUCGCUGGAGCAGCAGACGCAUCAGCGUCAGCGCCAGGCAGAGGCCCAGACCCGUGGAGCUGCUGCCCCGACCUCACCCCCAGCCGUCACCCCCAAGCCCAAGAAGCCCCUGGUUCCACGGGAGGAGCCGGAGCAGGAGCUGGAAUCGGAGAUCUCCCAGGAGCCCCGAGACAAGCCCCGGAGGCCUAAGAGCUUCCAGCAGAAACAGGAAUUUUUCCAGAAACUGGGGCAGCAGCAGAUCAAGGUGAAGACAGUGAAGCCGCCGGCCAAGAUACAGAUCCCCCAGGAGGAGGAACAGGACGAGGAGCAGGACGAAGAGGAGCCCAGAGCAGUGCCAUCCCCUCCUCCUCCCCCUAUAGUGAAGAAGCCACUGGCACGAGGGGGGGCCAAAGCCGCACGAGAGGCUGAGGCUGAGCCGGCCCAGGAGGCGGGGCCUGGUGCUGAUCCGGAGCCCGCACAGGACAGAGACCUGGUCCGCAGCUCGGACCCCGCGCCCCGACGGCGGGCAGAGCCCAGCAGGGAGAUCCGCAACAUCAUCCGCAUGUACCAGAGCCGCCCGGGUCCUGUUCCUGUGCCAGUGCAGCCAUCCAGGAGGCCCCCAACGUCUUUCAUGAAGAAAAACAACCCCAAGGAUGAGGCUCUGGCUAAGUUGGGGAUCAGUGGUGCCCACACAUCCACAUCGGUGCUGUCCCCCAGCCCAAAGAAGGGCCCCCCGCCACCUGUGGCCCCUCGACCCAAGGUCCCAACACAGCUUGGGCCCUCCAACUCCAUCAAGGAGGACCAGGGUCUGUUUGGCCAGACUCCGCCCACUGCCCAUGCACCCCCACCUCCUCCAGCGCCCCCACUGCCUGGGGAACCAGGGACCCUUUCAGCGGAGCCCCGUGGCUUGAUGGAGCCCAUGGGGGACCAGGGGGUCUCCACCCAGCUGCUCGUGCCCUCUGGCAGCGUGUGUUUCUCCUACGUCGGUGCGCCCUGGAGGCUGUUCCUACGCAAGGAGGUGUUCUACCCCCGGGAAAACUUCAGCCAUCCCUACUGCCUCCGGCUCCUCUGUGAGCAGAUCCUGAGGGACACCUUUGCCGAGUCCUGCACCCGGAUCUCCCAGGAUGAGCGGCACAAAAUGAGAGAGCUACUGGGAGACCUGGAGGUGGGUCUAGAUUCGCUCAGUACCACCGAGGACAACAUCAAGAAGCGCAUCGUGGUGGCCGCUCGGGACAACUGGGCCAAUUAUUUCUCCCGAAUCUUCCCUGUCUCGGGUGAGAGUAGCAAUGACGUGCAGCUGCUGGGCGUGUCCCACCGGGGGCUGAGGCUGCUCAAGGUGACCCAAGGCCCCAGCGUCCACCUCAACCAGCUGAAGACUCUCUGCUCAUACAGCUUUGCUGAGGUGCUGGGCGUGGAGUGCCUGGGCAGCUCCACUCUGGAGCUGUCACUAAAGGCUGAGCAGCUGGUGUUGCACACGGCCCGGGCAGGUGCCAUCAAGGCCACGAUUGAGCUGUUCCUGAGUGAGCUCAAGAAGGACUCUGGCUAUGUCAUCGCCCUGCGAAGCUACAUCACCGAUGACCACAGCCUCCUCAGCUUCCACCGUGGGGACCUCAUCAAGCUGCUGCCAGUGGCCGCUCUGGAGCCCGGCUGGCAGUUCGGCUCCACCGGGGGCCGUUCUGGACUCUUUCCCGCCAACAUGGUUCAGCCAACUGCUGCUCCAGACUUUUCCUUUUCGCCAGAGAGGAGUGGCCGGCACAUGAGUCAGCUGCAGCACGGAGAGCCGGGGCUGGCUCGGUGGGAGAGGGCCACGGAGCGCCAUGCCCACCCCCGGAGCCAGACACACAGUGACAACUCCGAGGCCACCAGCUCGACCCACUCUGCGGCCUACCUCUCUCUGUCCACGGAAUCCCACAACUACACCAUGCAGGAAUUUGCCCUGAACCACUUCCGGAAGCCUCAGACCUUGCUGGACCACACACAUGGAGAUGCUAAGAAGGCCAUGGCCAGCCUGGUGCAAUACACCAAGGCUCCCAUACAAGAAUCGCUCAUCAGCCUCAGUGAUGAGGAUGCCAACAGGCAGGCUGUGGAAAGCUUCCAGGUUCUGAUGCAGUUCAUGCAGGACCAGCCCAAGCCCCGGGGCAAGAAUGAGUCGGAGCUCCUUUACGAGCUGCUGAGGCUGUGUCGGGAGGAGAACCUCAGGGAUGAGAUUUACUGCCAAGUCAUCAAACAGGUCACAGGACACCCUCAGCAGGAACACUGUGCUCGUGGCUGGAGCUUCCUCAGCCUCCUCGCAGGCUUCUUCCCCCCGUCAACCACGCUGAUGCCCUAUGUGACCAAGUUUCUGCAGGACUCAGGCCCAAGCCAAGAGCUGGCCCAGAAAAGCCAGGAGCACCUCCAGCACACAGUCAAAUAUGGGGGGCGCCGGCGGCUGCCCUCUCCGGGUGAAAUUCAGGCUUUCCUGAAAGGGCAAGCAGUCCGCCCGCUUCUCAUUCACUUGCCAGGGGGUCUGGAUUACAAAACCAGUAUCCAGACUUUCACGGUGGCAGCAGAAGUGCUGGAGGAGCUGUGCCGGCAGAUGGGCAUCACUGACCCCCAGGAAAUGCAGGAAUUUGCCCUCUUCCUCAUCAAAAAGGAAGGCGAGCUGGUGCGGCCCCUGUGGCCCCACGAGUACCUCAACAGCGUGUUGGAUCAGGACAUGAGCCUACACAGCCGGCGGCUCAGCUGGGAGACCCAGCUGCACUUCGAUCACCCCACCUACAUCACCACCCACUACAAGCAGGUGCUGCGGGACUAUCUCCAGGGGAAGCUGUUGGUCAGUCCCCAGGCAAACGCCCAACUGGCCAGGCUGGCCGCCCUGCAGCACCGCAGCCAGACCCAAGAGGACCGGCUGUCAGAGCAAGACCUGUUGGCUUACUUGCCAAAGCCGCUGCAACGGUUAGUGAGCACGUCAACCAUAAAGAACCUGAUGGAACAGGAGUUGAGGUGGAUGCAAGCAUGCAGCUCCCAAGAAGCACAGAUCAGCUUCAUUGAGGCUGUGAGCCAGCUGCCCCUCUUUGGCUACACCGUCUAUGUGGUGUUGCGGGUCAGUCAGCUGGCCCUGCCCGGACCCAGCCUCCUGGGACUCAACCGCCAGCACCUCAUCCUCAUGGACCCCAGCUCCCAGAAACUGUACUGCUCCGUCGCCCUGAAGGACCUGCAGAGACUCCACCUGCUGAGCCCCCUGGAGAGCGAUGGGCCCCCUGGCCUGGAACUCAACUACGGCUCUGCCGACAACCCCCGGACCAUCUGGUUUGAGCUGGUGAAGGCCCAGGAGCUGAAGCACACCAUCGCCUUCCUGAAGGACAGCGGCACUGCUUCCAACUAACGGCUGGCCUCACCCAAGAAGAGGGGGAGGGGGAGGCGAUGAGGAAGGGGCCCCUCCCACAUCCAAGUCUGACUGGGAGGGUCUCCCUUGGGUGCCAUCAGGCCAUUUUGGUUUGGACUCCACUCCCCCACCCCCCACGCCCGGCUGUUCUGGAACCUCCCACAGCACGGAGCUCCUGGCCCACGUGGAGGCCGUGAGGCAGGAGCUACUACGGUGACAUCAACUGGGAAAGAGAGUAGCAAGACUCCCCCCUGGGGGUUCCCGGAGUGGGGGCUGCAGGAACUCGCUUGGGCAGCUGAUGCUGCCUACCCUGGGGGAGAUGCCCGUACGGCGCCAGGCCCUGGCUCAACACCAGAACGAUCCCAGGCCUGGGAGAAGCAAAUGCUGAGGAAAUAAAACUCCCAAGAGAAAAA